Molecule: messenger RNA, 971 nt
Organism: Oncorhynchus tshawytscha (Chinook salmon)
Lineage: Eukaryota; Metazoa; Chordata; Actinopteri; Salmoniformes; Salmonidae
Product: histone H2A.V
Exons: 5
Coding region: 149-535 (128 amino acids)
Cellular component (GO): nucleosome
Molecular function (GO): DNA binding; protein heterodimerization activity; structural constituent of chromatin
Source: RefSeq, a predicted model, not a curated record
GGUUGAAGAGACCGUUCGAACCAGCAAGCAGAAAAGCUAUUGGUUGGCUCUGGAAGCUCGAGGAAUCCUCAUUCAUCCGCUUGGCGUUGCUUCGUGGUUUAUUGUUUCUCUCCGUUUCGAAAUAGAACAGGGAAAAGUCACCGGCGACAUGGCAGGAGGAAAGGCUGGAAAGGACAGUGGUAAAGCUAAGGCAAAGGCUGUUUCUCGCUCCCAGAGGGCUGGACUCCAGUUCCCGGUGGGUCGUAUCCACAGACACCUGAAAACCAGGACCACCAGCCAUGGCAGAGUGGGAGCCACCGCAGCCGUCUACAGCGCCGCCAUCUUGGAGUACCUCACCGCUGAAGUGUUGGAGUUGGCAGGGAACGCCUCCAAGGAUCUGAAGGUGAAGCGUAUCACUCCACGUCACUUACAGCUGGCCAUCCGCGGAGAUGAGGAAUUGGACUCGCUCAUCAAGGCUACCAUCGCUGGAGGAGGUGUGAUCCCUCACAUCCACAAGUCUCUGAUUGGAAAGAAGGGCCAACAGAAGACUGCAUAGAGGAAGUGACCUCCCACAUCACCAGGAAGGAAUGGGCAGCCAUGUUCAUUUUGUUUCUCAUAUUUUUGGGGGGGAAAUUUUGUAACCAUAGUUGUAGUCUCUCGAGGGAGAUGUGUAGUCUUUGAGGUAUGUGUUGAUUUGUACUGUUUUAAAGGGGUGUGUUUUAGGGUAGGGUUUUUUGCAGACAAGAAACUUGUGCAAUAACCACGUUUCCAUCCACAGUUUUUAUGCGAGUAAAGUCAUAGUGUAUAAAAAAACCAAGACAGCAGUGAUGGAAACAGGAAUUUUCGGUACAAUUUUAUAAAUGCCAACAGACCAUUUGUUCGUUCGAUGUGGUGGGAUAUUUUUGUGUUGGUAAAAUGUAUGAUGUGAGAAAUGCCAGUGAAAACUCCUUUAUGCACAAAUAUUGAUAAGAAGAAACCAUGCAUUUUAUUAG